Molecule: messenger RNA, 670 nt
Organism: Phytophthora sojae
Lineage: Eukaryota; Oomycota; Peronosporomycetes; Peronosporales; Peronosporaceae
Exons: 7
Coding region: 10-594 (194 amino acids)
Cellular component (GO): cytoplasm
Molecular function (GO): 5'-deoxynucleotidase activity
Source: RefSeq, a predicted model, not a curated record
AGAAGUAGCAUGGCGACGGGAGCGAAGGCGCUGAGCGCCAUCGAGUUCUUGCGACUAUGCGGCCGCCUCAAAACGCUCAAGCGCACUGGAUGGGUGAACAACAAGGUGGCGCUGCCCGAGUCUGUGGCCGACCACAUGUACCGCAUGAGCAUGUGCUGCAUGCUGCUGGACGACGCCAAUGAGACCGUGAACCGCCCCAAGUGCAUUAAGAUGGCCAUUGUGCACGACUUGGCGGAGUCGCUGGUGGGUGACAUCACACCUCACGACGGAGUCGCCGAGGAGGACAAGCACCGCAUGGAAAAGGAGGCGCUGGACGAGAUCUGCAACACUUUGGGGGACACCCCGUCCGCCGCUGAGAUCCGAUCGCUCUGGAACGAGUACGAGGCUGGAUCCACCGAGGAGGCCAAGAUCGUCAAGGACUUCGACAAGUUCGAGAUGAUCCUCCAAGCGGACGACUACGAGCGAGCCCACAACGUCCCUCUGGACGACUUCUUCCAGAGCACCAAGGGCAAGUUCCGCACGCCGCUGGUCCAGUCCUGGGUGGAGGAGCUGACCACGCAGCGCGACGCGCGCCUCGGCAAGGAGAAGAAGUAAGGCUGCCUCGAGCCAGUGCCGCUAAUAGUUGAAGGCGCAGCAUGUCGUUGCAGGCAGUGAGCAUUCACACGUCUUC